CCAGGGGUGGAAGUAACGAAUUACAACUACUCACGUUACUGUAAUUAAGUACUUUUAUCGGGUACUUGUACUUUUAUGAGUAUAUUUUAAAAUCUGUAAUUUUACUUGUAUUUAAGUACGAAUUAAAGUAAAGAAUCUACUUCGCUACAAUUAAAAUGACAAUUCGUUCCUGAGUACGCCAAAAAUUUGAAUUAAUAUUCAGACUUUUGACAGGCAUUUCGGUAGCCAAUAAAAGUAUCCGAUGGCAAACGGACCAAUGACCCCUGAUAUUUGGACUUGAAAAAAGCACCCGCCCCCGCUGCAGCAGGUUUUGAUCAUAAUCGCACAGUGAAGGAGCUCGGAGUAAUGUAAGGAUUGAAGGUUUGGAGAAACAAACUUCAUGGAGGACAGCAACAUUCAAAGCAGUGAAAAAGACCAAGAAAUACUGGAGGAUGAGUGCCCCUGGCCGCACCUGGAGGAGCUGUUCACGUACAGAGGGAGGAAAGGAGACAGCGUGCUAAUGCAGUGCAAACUUUGUUUGCCAUCUGCGAUGAUUUCGGCAUACAAGACUUCAGCCUCUAAUCUCAAAAAACACAUUAUGAGGAAACAUCCAUCAAAGAUUGAUCAGUACCAUGACAUCAUUGCGACAUCAGCUAGUUGUCAACGGAAGACCACAGCCACACCAAACAAGCUCUCAGCAAGUAAGCAAGCCAAGUUACCAGAUAUGAUGUUGGCACCUGUAAGCAAACGUGUCCCUCAAGCAACUAUUGACAAGCUUAUCAUCAAUUUCAUAUGUGAAGGUCUACAGCCAUUUGCAGUAGUUGAACAGCCAGCUUUCAAAGAAUUAAUUACCACAUUGCAACCUCAUGCCAAAGUCAUCUCCAGGUCCACUGUUCGUACCAGAAUCUGUGAUGCUGCCGAGGACAUGAAGACAACUAUAAUUGCAGAACUGGGUAAAGCCAAAUUUGUUGCAACCACCACUGAUUGUUGGUCAGCUCAUCAGAAAAGUUACCUUGGCGUCACUUGCCAUUGGAUAGAGGAAGAGUCCUUGGAAAGAAGAUCUGCAGCACUAGCGUGCAAAAGAUUGAGAGGGUCUCACACAUUUGACAUGAUUGCUAGUGCUCUUGAUGAUGUCCAUUGCCAAUACAAGAUUAGAGACAAAGUUGUAAGGACGACAACUGAUAGUGGAUCCAACUUUAUCAAAGCUUUCCAUGUGUUUGGGGCACAGAAUGAUGCAGAGGUAGAUGAGGAUGAAGCAGACUUGGAUGCUCUUGAUGUGAGUGACCAUAUUGAAUAUCAUGAUACAAGUGUAAUCCUUGAUGAAGACUCUGGUAUGGAAUAUCAACUACCCCCACAUCAACGAUGUGCAUGUCACCUGUUAAAUCUUGUGGCAACAGCAGAUACAGCUCUUGCAGAGUGCAUGAAUGACACCUACAAAAGGCUUUUCCGUGCAACCUUUGCAAAAUGCCAGGGCAUUUGGAACAAAACUGGGCGAUCUCAUUUGGCUAGUGAAGUAGUAGAGGACAAGUGUGGGCUACAGAUCAUUCGUCCCAGUGCAACACGGUGGAAUUCAACCUAUCUUGCCAUUGAAAGAAUAAUACGCAUCAUUGACGAGAAGGGGGAAGAUGCCAUGAGAAGUGUAUGUGACGAAUUCAAGGUGAAAAUGUUGAGUCCUGCAGAAGUUGCAUUCCUCCGGGAGUAUUGCAUCACCAUGAAGCCGCUGGUAAAAGCUUCAAACAUUCUCCAGUCAGAGUCCAGCACCUACAUGGGAUGGUUGCUGCCAGUAAUCCACCAACUUCUAUCAAAACUGAACAGGCUGGAGACAUCAAGCAAGACCUGCAUGCCACUCAUCAAAGCCCUGCAAAAUGGCCUGCAGAAGCUUUUUGGACAGAUGAUGGCGGAUCCAGACUUGGCUGCUGCUGCAGUCCUUUUACCCAAGUUCAAGACCUCCUGGACUGACAGAGCAGAUGUUAUAGAGGCUGCCUUGACAUACCUGAAACAACAUCUUGAAACCACGGAGCAUGAGAGUGAGCAUCAGCAGAGAGAGUCAUCUGAUGAUGAUGAUUUCUUCUCCAGACCACUCUCCAGAAUGAUGCAAAGUCCCAUUGAGCUUGAUGGUUACCUUGCAUGUGCCCCGGACAGCAUGGAGCUGCUUCACUCCUUCCCAGCAAUCAAGAAGCUGUCUCUUAAGCUAAAUACAGCUCUGCCUGCAUCAGCUGCAUGCGAACGGCUUUUUAGCUGUGCUGGUCUACUAUUCACAUCCAAACGAAGCCGGAUAGACUCUAUGAAUUUUGAAAAUCAGCUUUUGCUGAAACUUAACAAAAGGUUCAGAAAGUGAACUGUCCAAGACAUGUUUCUUAUGUCCAAGGCUUUAAGGCCCUUGCCCAGCUGUUUGUUUGCAGUACUCUGGUAAAAGUUUAUACUACAGGCAAAACUCCUGUUUAAUCUUUGUUUGUUUAGAAAACAAAUUUCUUAAAUUUGAUCCAUUCAUAUACUUCAUCAGUAAUGUAGAAAUAUUUGUAGUAGCUGUUUUCCACAUGGUUCUCCGAUUUGAUUCAAUGGUUUUUGAUAAUUCAUUAAAUAUCAACAUCCAAAAAGUAA
Erpetoichthys calabaricus (reedfish) is the source of this 2580-nucleotide messenger RNA. RefSeq names its product E3 SUMO-protein ligase ZBED1-like. The transcript is spliced from 4 exons. Bases 380 to 2317 code for a protein of 645 amino acids. Gene Ontology annotation, molecular function: DNA binding. Lineage: Eukaryota; Metazoa; Chordata; Cladistia; Polypteriformes; Polypteridae. The record is from RefSeq and is a predicted model, not a curated record.